Messenger RNA from Aspergillus aculeatinus CBS 121060, 1754 nucleotides. RefSeq names its product alpha-L-arabinofuranosidase B. Gene Ontology annotation, molecular function: alpha-L-arabinofuranosidase activity. The record is from RefSeq and is a predicted model, not a curated record. Gene Ontology annotation, biological process: pectin catabolic process; L-arabinose metabolic process; arabinan metabolic process. NCBI's taxonomy places the organism in Eukaryota, Fungi, Ascomycota, Eurotiomycetes, Eurotiales, Aspergillaceae. The transcript has a single exon. Bases 106 to 1611 code for a protein of 501 amino acids.
AAUCUGCAAGGGACGGGUGUGGUAUAAAAUCCUUUCCUGUUCCUGGGUUCCUUUCAGGGGCCGCUCAAGCAUCUCUCACAGUCUCUCCACAUACAGUCCUUCAAGAUGCCUUCACGACGAACCCUCCUCGGGCUGGCGGCCACGGGCACCCUGGUCAGCGCCGGACCCUGCGACAUCUAUGCCUCCGGUGGGGCGCCCUGUAUCGCUGCGCACAGCACCACUCGUGCCUUGUACAGUGCCUAUUCCGGUCCCCUUUACCAGGUCAUCCGUGGCUCGGACAGUGCCACCACCGACAUCAAGCCGCUCACCGCGGGUGGGGUUGCGAAUGCUGCCGCCCAGGACACCUUCUGCUCUGGCACGACCUGCCUGAUCUCGAUCAUCUACGACCAGUCCGGUAGUGGAAACGACCUCACCCAGGCUCCUCCGGGCGGCUUCGAUGGGCCCGAGUCCAACGGCUACGACAACCUGGCCAGCGCGAUCGGCGCCCCCGUCACGUUGAACGGACAGAAGGCGUACGGUGUCUUCGUCUCGCCCGGCACCGGCUACCGCAACAACGAUGCCAACGGCACUGCCACCGGCGAUGAGCCCGAGGGCAUGUACGCGGUCCUGGACGGCACGCACUACAACGACGCCUGCUGCUUCGACUACGGCAACGCCGAGGUCAGCAGCACCGACACGGGCAACGGCCACAUGGAGGCCAUCUACUACGGUACCAGCAAGACCUGGGGCUAUGGCUCGGGCAGUGGCCCGUGGGUGAUGGCGGAUCUCGAGAACAACCUGUUCUCCGGGCAGGCGGAGGGCCUGAACUCGGCGGACCCGUCGAUCUCCUACCGGUUCGUGACGGCGGCGGUCAAGGGCGAGCCCAACCAGUGGGCGAUCCGCGGUGGCAACGCGGCCUCGGGCUCGCUGACGAGCUACUACAGCGGCGCGCGGCCCACGGUGAGCGGCUACAACCCGAUGAGCAAGGAGGGGGCGAUCAUCCUGGGGAUCGGCGGCGACAACAGCAACGGCGCGCAGGGCACCUUCUACGAGGGGGUGAUGACCUCGGGCUACCCGUCGGACGCGACGGAGAACUCGGUGCAGGCCAACAUCGUGGCGGCCAAGUACGCGACGACCUCGCUGACCAGCGGGUCGGCGCUGACGGCGGGCUCCUCAAUCUCGCUGCGCGUCACGACCGCGGGGUACACGACCCGCUACCUCGCCCACAACACCACCAACGUCAUCACCUCGGUCGUCUCCUCGUCCAGCUCCUCCACCCUGCAGAAGCAGGCCAGCUGGACCGUCGUCGCGGGGCUGGCCAACUCCGGCUGCUUCUCCUUCGAGUCCGUCGACACCCCCGGCAGCUACAUCCGCCACUACAACUUCGAGCUGCUGCUCGCCGCCAGCGACGGCACCAAGCAGUUCAACGAGGACGCCACCUUCUGCCCGGAGUCCGGCCUCAGCGGCUCCGGCACCUCCAUCCGCUCCUGGAACUACCCCACCCGCUGGUUCCGCCACUACAGCAACGUGGGCUACAUCGCCAGCAACGGCGGCGUGCACACCUUCGACUCCAAGACUUCGUUCAAUGCGGAUGUGACCUGGUCGAUCAGCUCGGGCUUUGCGUCCGCGUAGAUUGAGGCCGAGGCAUCUGGGAUGACUGGACGGGAGGGGGUUGAUGUGGAUGCUUGAUGCGCAUGUGGAAGACCUUUCGAGGUGGGCCUUGUAAAUAUGUUGUUAUCUUCAUUACGAGUACAAAUUCAGGAUACCUUGGACUU